Molecule: messenger RNA, 1053 nt
Organism: Sphenostylis stenocarpa
Lineage: Eukaryota; Viridiplantae; Streptophyta; Magnoliopsida; Fabales; Fabaceae
Source: the annotation of a GenBank genome assembly
AUGUUCCUCAAUUGUUUGGGCAUGUGCUGUUCCAAGCUCACAACUAAUACAAAUUCAUCUCGGAGACAGUUUCCAACAGGAUUCUGCGACCACCAAAAUGAGAAGAUUCUUGUAUAUGAGUACAUGUCCAAUGGAUCUCUAGAUAAACACCUUCCAGGUGGGAAACUGUCAUGGAAGAAAAGGGUAGAGAUAUGCAUAGGCGUAGCACGUGGACUACACUACCUUCACACAGGAGCCAAGCGCUCCAUCUUUAACUGUAUCCUCAGAGCCAGUACCAUUCUCUUGGAUGGCAAUAUGGAGCCAAAACUCGCAGCUUUCGGUCUCAGCGUACAGGGACCACGAUUCAAUCCAAAGCCUCAGCCGAAACAGAUUAAUGUAGAUCAUAUUAUAGGUGUUGUUGGCUACAUGCCUCUGGAGUACGUGAUGGAUGGCACCGUCACAGAUAAAUGGGAUGUUUUCUCAUUUGGUUUGAUUCUACUACUAGUUGUGUGUGGAAUGAAUUAUUUAAGAAUCGUAACAGAAAGGGGAUUUCUGGAGAAGCCAAUUGAGGAAAUGAUUGAUCCGGACAUCAAAGGAAAGAUUGCAUCACAGUGUUGGGAAGUCUUUGUAGGUAUCAUGGUCAGAUGUUUGGAGUAUGAACAAAAUGAGCGACCAGCAAUGGGCGAAGAUUCUGCAACCACGGAAACGAGAAGAUUCUUGUGUAUUAGUACAUGUCCAAUGGAUCUACUGUCAUGGAAGAAAAGACUACAAUACCUUCAUGCAGGACCCAACCGCACCGUCAUUCACAAUAUUAUUGGCUACAUAGCUGUAGAGAAUUACAGGGACGGUAUCGUCACAGAUAAAUGUGAUGUUCACUCAUUUGGUGUGGUUUUACUACUAGUUCUGCUUGGAAGGGAAUCUUUUGUAGAUGUAGUAGACCUUCUGGAGGAACCUGCUGAGGAGAAUAUUGGUCCAAAUAUCAAAGGAAAGAUUGCACCACAGUGUUGGCAAGUAUCUACAGAGACCAACACUGGUAAAAUAGAAGUUGAAAUUGAGCAUGGUAUGUCCUUGUAG